Papilio machaon (common yellow swallowtail) is the source of this 3454-nucleotide messenger RNA. RefSeq names its product mucin-2. The transcript is spliced from 11 exons. NCBI's taxonomy places the organism in Eukaryota, Metazoa, Arthropoda, Insecta, Lepidoptera, Papilionidae. Bases 210 to 2846 code for a protein of 878 amino acids. The record is from RefSeq and is a predicted model, not a curated record.
CUUUGGUUGUGUUGGUCACCAUUUUGAAUUUUAACCAAAGAUUAUAUAAAAUUUUGACUAUUAAUUCCGGCGGCACUUUUUUGAUUCACGCGUUUACGCUUCAUGCUAGUGCUUUUGUUUGGCGGGCCUGUAAAAAGUUUAUUUAAACAUCAUUAGGCUGGCAUCAGCUAUCAUAGUGCGUUCAGUUCUGAGGAGUUGUUUACGGAAAAAUGUCUCAAGGUAGGGAGGAUAACCAAAGAAAGAGGAAACAGACUGACUCGUCUGAAUCCGCGUCUGUGUUCAAUAACUUAAUGGGCACCAUAUCCACAUUUAUUCAGCGGCCAUUUACCGAUUGGUUUCGAAAACGUAAGGAACCUGAUAGUUCAAACAAUGAUACCGAUCAGAGCUCUGAGGAAAUUGUUCCACCGCCCAAAAAAAAGAAAUGCCAUGCAAUUGGCAGAUAUGAACCUUCCCAUCCAUAUUAUGAAGAUGGGGCAAUAAAUGAUGACAUUGAAGAUGAUACUGAACAAGCAUAUGAUUCUAAUGAAUAUAAUAAUGACUCUCAAGAAACACGAAACUCAAGGAAGAUAAAAAGUCCCGAUCUUGAUGAUGUUAUUUCAAGAAAAUCUUCAAAACCAAAUGUGCAUCUACCAAACCAGUCAAGUGCAUAUCCACAUUUGUCUUCAUCUGCAGCCCUUCACAAGCGAGCCACGCGCGCCAUGGCGUCGAUACCAUCUUGUUCUUCUACAAGUCCUAGUACAUCAUAUAUUUCAAGAGCGAUGAAAGUCAAAACUAGGGAAAAUUCACCUACUUUGACUUUCGAUAAAUCUUUGGAUAGUCCACCAAGCAGGAUUGCAUCGCGAUUGGUGGAUAAAUCCUUUAAAACAUCAAGUAGCUGCACAAAUUAUUAUAAAACAAGAGACUUGCUUUUAUCCAGCCAAGCUAACAUUAUGCUGGUCAAGAAUAAUUCAAAACGUUUAAAAACAAGUCCUGAAAAUAUUUCUACAAGCGCGACUGAACCUAAAAAAUCAGGGCCCGAACCGAAUGAAGUGCCGGGGCAAAGUGAACUGCCAGAACAGAGUGAACUGCCAGAACAGAGUAAAAUACCGGGACCGAGUGUACCGUUAGAGCCUAGAGAACCGGAAGUGAAUAAAGAAAUCACACAGAUGUCACAAACUUCCAACAAAAAUCAGCUAGAAACAAACAUUGAAGCAACCAAAAAAGAAUCACCCUCUAAUAUGAAAGAGGUGUCAGAACAGAACAAAUCAGAUGAUCCAUUUACCAAAUUGAUUUUAGCCAGUCGUGAUAAAUGGGAGUGCUCUGUUUGUCUUGUGCGGAAUGAUCGAAGCCUGACAAAAUGUGGAUGCUGCGGAGGACCAGCCAAAGGCCAUUCCAAUCUGUUGCCUUCAGAACAAACUCCAACGCCCAAAUUCAAUUUUGGUAUUAAAAAUACUAGCACUUUUCUAAUGAAGACCACAAAUAAUUCUCCAUUUAUAAUAACAGGCACUCCGCUACAGAAAUCAAAUUCAGAUAAAUCCCCUGUCCCCCACCAAACACCUAAGAACGACAGUUUCCUACCAAUGUACCUACCCUCAAUAAGUAAGGUGUCAAAUCUGAGUGUGGUGAAUGAAAACUCGCUGCAAAGUGCAAAUUUACGUGUUCCCAGUCCUGCCAACCCUGCCCCCACACUUGAUCCUAAUCCUGCCCCUCCUGCCGACCCUUUCCCUGUUCCUACUGCCGACCCUAGUCCUGCUCCUAAUCCCGACCCUAUUCCUAACCCUAAUCCCGCCCCCAUUCUCAACUCUAAUCCCACUCCAAUUCUCACCCCCACUACCAACCCAAAUCCCAUCCAAAUGUUGACGCCCAUUCCUGAAUCUAAUAGCGCCCCCACUACCAACCCAAAUCCCAUCCAAAUGUUGACGCCCAUUCCUGAAUCUAAUAGCGCCCCCACUACCAACCCAAAUCCCAUCCGAAUGUUGUCGCCCAUUCCUGAAUCUAAUAGCGCCCCCACUCCCAACUCUAAUCUCGCCUCAAUUCUCUCCUAUACUCCCUUCCCUCGUCCAGUCCGAUUAUUCGACUCCACUACUGAACCUAAUCCAACAUCCAUUCUCGACCCUACUCUCUCCCCCACUCAAGUACCUGCAGCUCAUACCUUCACCGCCGCUGCUACAGCCGCUCCUACAGCCGCUCCCACCCCAGUCCCCCCAUUAAUAACAAGUUCUAGUCCUGCUAGCACUACUAUGUCUAGCAUUAUCGGACAUUCAUAUCUAGAAAACACUAAGUUCAUUUUCGGAACUCCCAAUGUAAAUAUUAAUUCAGGAAUAAAGUUAGGCUUAAGUAGCAAUAUUCCAAUGCCAAACGCAUUUGAAAUGCAAAUGCCUACUGAAAACCAGUUGAACGGGCGCAUUGGUGUUUUCGGGGCUGGGAACGCGCCAGAAAAUCAAACUCACUCCGCUCCAUUAUUUUCGUCGGCACCGCAUGUUAAUAUCUUUGGCUCGAACACCACUCCAGUCAACACUUUAUCCGAGCAUGUAGAACCGAGACAACAAACGGGUUUCGUGUUUGGUAUGAUGCCUAAAGCAACACCAAAGUUUGAGCAGCCCGCUCCGAGACCGCCCGCCGCCGGACUUGUCUUCAGCUUCGGCCAGCCACAGCCGAUGCAGACACAGCCGCAGCCUAUGCAUGCACAACCAUUGGGUGUGCAACCAAUGAGUAUGCAGUCUACGGGGCUGCAGUCGAUGCAGUCCAGUGUAUAUAACUUUGCUGGCAGCCAAUCUAUGCCACAGUUCAACAUGGGCAGUUCUCCCACAACUCAUACAACUACCAGAAAAGUUAAAAGAGCGGUACGCAGAAAUAACGUGCGUUAAGAUAAAAGUGUAAUUUUAAUGUACAUAAUUGGCAAUUAUUUUCUUGCCUAAACUAAGGGCAAAAAGUUGAAAUGUAAAAUAUUGCAAUAUCAAUGGCGUUUGUGGCGUUUUCAUGAUGAGGUUGUUUUGGUCAAGCUUCAAAAAGAUUACAUAGGGUGAUCUGAAUAUAAUUUAUAAACUAGGCUAUCCAGAAAAAUACAACUUCUAACUAAUUUUGUCUAAUGAAAACUACAAUUCCAUUCAUUAUGGUAAUGCAUGGUACUAUGUUACAUGGUAAUAUAUGGUACAUUGGCAUGGAUUUUGUUAAUUGUAGUCGACUUGACAUAGUAUUUUAUUGUAAUCUUGGUGUAUAGACCAAUAAGGCUAUUUGAAUCCAUUGGUAUAAGUCAAACUUCCAUGUUACAGGUCACUAGCACUGUUGUCAACGUCAAAAGUUACCCAAGAUUCUCUUUAAACUGUAGAUUUUAUGUCUAAGUAGGUAUUAUGUAUAUAUUCUGAUAGAACCAAUUGCGAUAGCAGCCACUCACCGGUUCAGAUAUCCUUGUUUGACUAUAUAGUCACAGUCAUAGAAAAUGGCACUAAAAAAACAUGAUAUGACUUCUACAUUU